Messenger RNA from Cheilinus undulatus (humphead wrasse), 2892 nucleotides. Its product is annotated as AN1-type zinc finger protein 3-like. The record is from RefSeq and is a predicted model, not a curated record. Gene Ontology annotation, molecular function: DNA binding; zinc ion binding. The transcript has 6 exons. NCBI's taxonomy places the organism in Eukaryota, Metazoa, Chordata, Actinopteri, Labriformes, Labridae. Bases 299 to 1066 code for a protein of 255 amino acids.
CAGUGGUUCACUCCGCACUCUCCAGCUGAUCGGCCCAGGAUUCCCCGGUGGCUCCGUCCGUCGCUGGCUUUGACGGCUUUAGUGUCUCACCGUUGAUCCAAACAGUUCUAAUUUAAUGGACUCAGGGGCCGCUCGUGUCGGCAAAAGCUCAUUGUUUAGAUAAACUGUCACGGAUAGUAAUCUGGCCGGGGGUAUUGACUCUAUACGUGUCAAAGUCAGGGGUCUUUAACGCAAAUACGAGGCCCUUAGUCCAUCCCCGGAUUCACCUGCUACGCGGAGCCUCACACAGAAGACCGACAUGGGGGACACAGGGAGCGAGGGCAGCAAGCCUCCGAGUAACGUUAACGUGAUACCCCCGCGCUGCCCCUGUGGAUUCUGGGGGUCCAGCAAAACAAUGAAUCUCUGCUCAAAAUGUUUUGCAGACAUUCAGAAGAAACAGCCGGACAAUGAUUGUGCUCCAAAGGCCUCGCCGAGCUCCAGCAGCAGCCAAACAGACAUCUUCUGUAAUGAAACAAGCAGUAGCAUCAGCCAGUCGCUGAUAACAAUGCCUAACACAUCAGAGGAGCCUUCACCACCUUCACCAGGAGAGGUGGGGGCCACGUCUCUACCUGCUCAGGACGAUGUAUCCAGCACAGAUGCAGUCUUCACUUCACUUGCCACUCCCACAAAGCGCUCCUUUGAAUCAGCCUCAGAGUCAGAAAGUGAUGUUUCACCCGAAAAGCGAGCAAGAGUGGGCGAGGUGCCCGAGGGUGAGGAGUCUCCAUCGUCGUCGUCAUCUUUUUCUGCGUCAUCAUCAUCAUCAUCAUCUCCCUCGUCUCGCAGUGUCUCUAAACAGCGGAGCCGCAAACGCUGCCAUCGCUGCCAAACCAAACUGGAGCUGGUUCAGCAAGAGCUGGGUUCCUGUCGCUGUGGUUAUGUCUUCUGUAUGCUCCACCGGCUCCCAGAGCAGCAUGACUGUCUGUUUGACCACCUCGGCCGCGGUCGCCAGGAGGCCGUCCUAAAGAUGGUUAAGCUCGACCGCAAGGUGGGCCGAUCGUGCCAGCGCAUCGGAGAGGAGUGCUCCUGAGCAGCUCUCCCCACAGAAGAAUCUCAAUGUUCAGAUGGUGUCUCAGCACUUACAGGGAUUUUUUUUUUCUCCUUAUGAUUUUUUUUUUAGAUUUUCACAGGUUUUUUGGAUACAAGCCCUACAUGAAACAAUCUUUAAAAUAUUUCUCCCUCUCUUUAAAUCCUGCGUUCACCUGCACCCCUGUCGUUUUCUGCCUUUGUUGGCUGGAUCAGAUCCCUGCUGCUAGAUGCCUUUUGGAGAAUCUAAAACCAGGAAUGAAAGAACAAUAAAGAGCAAAAGAAGUAUACAAUUUCUUCACUGUUUUGCAACCUCCUUACUACAUAAAUGUAGGGAAAAAGGACAAAGAGAAGAAAUACGCUUUAUAAAAAUGUUUGUCCCAGAAGCCAGUUCAAGACUUAACUCUUUACCUCAAAAAAGAAAGAAAAACACAAAGAAUGACAAAAACAAGGAGGAAGGGAUGGUUAUGCUUUGUGUUCACUUCUGCUUUGGCGCCCUGUAUAGACCGUGCUCUUUACCUCAAAAUCAGACAGAGCUGCUUUGUAUUCUGCGCCCAGCAUGGACUUUGUGAAGCAAACCGAGCUAGUCGGCCUCAGUUUAAGUCAGUGUCUUACACCCUGGUUGUCCACAACCCCUAAUCCUAAACUUUAAGAAACACCUGUACAUCUUUCACCUCAGGUUAUCAGGAUAUCAAAGCCCGAUGUUCAGCCCUCCUUUCUCCAACAAAAAACCUUCAAUUUUCUUCCACAGGAAACUCUUAUGUUUUUUGUUCUAAGAUUGUUCGAAAGGCAUUUCCUCUGCGUUCAAGUUCGAAAAAAGAAAGAAGCAGAAAUUGCAGACUUAAUGAUGUGCUGGACUUAGAGACAUUACAGUGGGAGUCUAUGGAUUGCACACAGAUCUGUCUUCUUAACUGGGAUGUGAUUGUCUUCCUCUUUUUUUGUCUAUCACCUUUUCUCUACAGCCCUCCCACAUGAAGACAUUUCCUCGUCUCUGUCUCAUGCAACAUGUAGGAUUACAUGUGCUGGACGGGUACAAAUUUACAGGACCUGCGGGACAUGAAAGUGUGUGUCUCCAUUGCACAUGUCUGCAGAUCACUCUCCUUGUGCAAAAACACACUCUCUCAUCCUAUACGUUACGUGUGCCCAGCUGUUGUUUACACUGAGCACAAGAAGGUGAAAUCAAACCUUGUCAUACACUCCCAGUUUGGACUGAGAUUGAUGAUGGUUGUUGUAGUUCAGGUUUCUCAUACUGUCUUAGUUAUGAACAUUUUUAAGGUAAUUUUUGCCAGCUUUGAUACAAGGUGUCAUAUUGUUUGGUUUUUGCUCCUUUUUCUCUUUCCUUCCCUGCUCCUCCUUCUGUCAGCACCCCGUCUUUUCAUUUCCAGCUAUCAUGAUGAGCUCACGUGCGUUCUCCUCCUUUUCCCUCCCUCAUCUUUCCCCUUAUUGAUUGCUCUAUUUUUCCUUGUUUCACCCUCCCCUCUCUCUUUCUCUCUGCCUGUGGAUGAGGUGGCUGUAGAGUUAAGCCGAGUGCUGAAAGUAAAAAUAAGCAAAUAAUUACUUUCCAAAUGUUUUUUUUUUUUUUCUGGUGGACUGUGAAAGGAAUGAAUGGAUCAUGCAUAAUGAAUGAAUAUUCUGUAUCUUAAAGAAAAUCCUUAUUUAACCCAGUGUUGAGUUUCACUUACACCUUAGUGUAGAGUUGCUUUUUUGGUUGUUAUGUGGUUAUAAAAUGGGAAGAUGAACGUGGAAAAUUCUUUAUUUUUGUUUCAGUUGCUUUACUUUUUGCUUCCCCUUUCCAACUCGUUUUCUUUAACUAAGAAAGAAUAAACUGGA